Syngnathus typhle (broad-nosed pipefish) is the source of this 2425-nucleotide messenger RNA. It is a transcript of the gene meis3, whose product is annotated as myeloid ecotropic viral integration site 3. Gene Ontology annotation, molecular function: RNA polymerase II cis-regulatory region sequence-specific DNA binding; DNA-binding transcription activator activity, RNA polymerase II-specific. Gene Ontology annotation, biological process: eye development; embryonic pattern specification; positive regulation of transcription by RNA polymerase II. The record is from RefSeq and is a predicted model, not a curated record. The coding region runs from base 355 to 1611 and encodes 418 amino acids. NCBI's taxonomy places the organism in Eukaryota, Metazoa, Chordata, Actinopteri, Syngnathiformes, Syngnathidae. The transcript has 13 exons.
CCUCCUCCUCCUUCCUCUCUUCUUGAGACUGAAAACACAAUCGCUCAUUGCCACCCGUGACAUUUUGCAGCCUGUCGCCGCACGCUGCGCGGACACCCUCUUUGGAAGCUCCCCGUCUCUUUUGGACCCUUCCCUUCUUCCCGACAGCAGCAAGCAUCCCGAUCCGCUUGUAGCCGGAGCGAGAGGCGCACCAGGCGGAGGCGAGGAUCUACAAGCAGCCGCUACUCUCUGGACUUAAAACACGACUCGAUCACAACUAGGAGAUAUUUUCGUUUAGGGCACGGAGGCUGAGACUGCUGAACUGUAGCCCGGCAGUGCAUCAUCAUCUUGGGGAAGGACCGACUGGCGAGUCGGAUGGAGAAGAGGUAUGAAGACCUGGUGCACUACUCGGGGACGGAGGGCAUGUCAAUGGGGGUGUACGGGGAUGAUGUCAGAACACUUCCAACCCCUCAGUACGGAGCCGUCAUCCCCGACUCCCUCAAACACCACAAGGACCAGAUCUAUGGUCACCCAUUGUUCCCAUUGCUGGCCUUAGUUUUUGAAAAAUGCGAGCUUGCCACCUGCUCUCCCCGAGACUCCGCCUCGCUGUCAGCCACAUCCCACCUCCCUGGCAUGACAAGUCACAGCGACGUGUGCUCCUCGGAAUCCUUCAAUGAUGACAUUGCUGCUUUUGCUAAACAGAUUCGUUCAGAGAAACCAAUAUUUUCUUCCAAUCCUGAACUGGACAACUUGAUGAUUCAAGCAAUACAAGUUCUUCGCUUUCAUUUACUGGAGUUAGAAAAGGUGCAUGACCUAUGUGAUAAUUUCUGCCACCGUUACAUCACCUGCCUGAAGGGCAAAAUGCCCACGGACUUGGUCCUGGAUGAACGGGAGGGAGGCUCCAAGUCCGACAUGGAGGACUUUAACGGAUCCUGCACCAGUCUGUCGGAACAGAAUGCAUCAUGGUUACGAGAGCCGGAUGAAUGUGCCGCCACUCCGUUGGGAACCCCGGGCACCUGUGGUCUGCCCUCACACAGCACAGGGGACAAUUGUAGCGAUACAGGUGACGGUCUGGACACUGGAAUGGCCUCCCCCAGCACGGGAGAAGAGGACGAGUCUGACAGAGAGAGAAGAAACAACAAGAAGAGAGGCAUUUUCCCCAAAGUGGCCACAAACAUAAUGAGAGCGUGGCUCUUCCAGCAUCUAACGCACCCGUACCCAUCAGAGGAGCAGAAGAAGCAGCUGUCGCAGGACACGGGGCUGACCAUCUUACAGGUCAACAACUGGUUCAUCAACGCCAGGAGGAGAAUCGUUCAGCCCAUGAUUGACCAGUCAAAUCGCUCAGGUCAGGGUGGUCCCUACAGCCCAGAGGGAGCAGCGCUUGGGGGUUACGGACUUGAUGGACAAGCCCACCUCAGCCUCCGAGCAGCAGGUCUUCAAGGAAUGCCAUCACUGCAGGCGGACUACUCCAGUGCUCUGCUGUCCCAAGCAGCCUACCCAGCCCACCCAGGACCUUCCCUCCACCCCUACCCGGGCCCACACCCACACGCCGCCAUGCUGCUUCACCCGCCACCACACGCGCAUCCUACAGAGCCCCUCCUUGCACAAGGACUGGACAUCCAUGCACACUAGCUGUGGGGGGGGGGGAGUUUCUGUGAGUGUGAUGAUUCCUACACACUAUUUAAAGAAAACAAGUUGAGUUUACAUUCCCUACCAAAAGACAAUGACCUCAAUGUAGCUCUCGCACACACAACACAUAAACUGGUUUAAGCCAUACCUCUCUCCGAGUAGAAGUGCUUCCGCCGCUCCCAUCAUCUCCACUGUGUCCCGUGGAUGAGAACAAUGCUUUAACCUUCCCACUGUACGUGUUGUUGGACCACUGGAAGAGACAAGACCAAUAUUUAUCACCAGACAUGAUUUUAUGUUACGACAUUACCGGAUGGGACUCGAGUCUAUGUGUGACCAUGCCUUCAAGCUCUGUCUUCCUGCACAAGUGACUGCCCAGAUUAAAAAAAAAAAAAACACAUACAAACACCCUUCCCACACUUUAUUUAAAGCUGAUUUGAGUUUUUACUUAUUCUAUUUUUGUAUUUAUGUGAGCAACUCAUGGCAGUUGCAGUUUGACACAAGCUUGUUUGAAAUCUUAGUGCUCUUCCUCAGCAUGAAGCUAAAACACGAUGAAUGAUUUCCAGUCUGCCUCGCUCUCAUACCACUGACCUCCUUAAUAUGCCAACAGGUGUCCGUUGCACGCGCGCACAGACACACACAGACAGACACACACACACACACACACACUUACACACUGAUGAGACAAGCUCUUUAAGCAUUUGCAUACAUGCUGUGUGUCGCAGCAGUGAGACGGGAGCUGCAGCCAAAGGACUUUAAACAUUCUGCUCCCUAUCAACUCUGCUCUGCUCGGACUGUAUUGAAAUAUUUCUGAAUGAAU